Messenger RNA from Schistosoma haematobium, 3627 nucleotides. RefSeq lists its product as uncharacterized. Gene Ontology annotation, molecular function: catalytic activity. The record is from RefSeq and is a predicted model, not a curated record. NCBI's taxonomy places the organism in Eukaryota, Metazoa, Platyhelminthes, Trematoda, Strigeidida, Schistosomatidae. Bases 1985 to 2710 code for a protein of 241 amino acids. The transcript has a single exon.
GCGUUUAUGAAAAGGCUACGACCUUUCGCUGCACAAGUUGCAAAAAGUACUAUAAAGGACAUAGCGUUAAAGAGAAUGAACAAUAAUCGUGUGUCGAUUCCCAAGCCGCUAAAUUCUAACUGUCGAUCACCAAUCAACAAAGUUGACUAUCUUCGAUUCCUACUAAGUCAAAAUAUGUAUCGUAAUUGUGGUGUCAUCACAAUUCAAGAAUCUUGGUUAAAUGAUUUACAGGACGACUGCCUGGUAUCACCACAUGAUUUCAAAAUUUAUCGUCAGGAUCGAUCAAACAAUAAGAAGAGGUGUGGUGCGCUAUCUAAAAAGGUCAGUGGUAUUGUUUCUCGUUGAAUUAGUUAACUGUUUUGAUCGUAAAUUACGUAUCAAAACUACGAUUUACACUUUAAUUGAAUCUACUACAGUUAAAGUGAUAUGCUGUUGCAUUUUUUGGCUUUCGAAAUGAUUCUUGGUCUGUAUCAAGGUACUUUAUUUAAGGUUUAAAAUCUUGCUAAAGUUUGUCUUAAGGUAACCUUUUAUUCGUUGACUGACAUUUGUGUUCAUACUGUGAUCAUAUUGUGUGUUACACCUUGAUCUGACUAAAAUGGUUGGUAGUACUCACAAAUGUGGACAGCCAAACUGUUUGUUCCCUGUGGAGGAGGGAAUGCAGUGUGACGAAUGCAAUAAGUAGUUCCACAAAAUGUGCACCCGUUUAAGUCCCACCGCAUACAAAAGAUGUUCGAAGCCUAACUCAUAUUGGCUUUGCAUGUUUUGCUGUGCCAACAAGGCAUCACUUAUACAAGAAGCUAUGAGCCUAUUGGCUUUGGUCUGUAAGAAGAAAGAUGGUGCAUGCGCUGAUAACACGAUCACUGACAGUGACGAAUGUGUCAGUGUAGUACAUAGUGUUGCGAGACGCCUUAAAGAACCGACUUUGAUUGACGAAAACGUGAAAUGUCCAUUAACAAUAACGAGUGGGUAAUACCACCUGACACUGACAAUGGUAACCAUACACCUCUAGUGGAAACUGAAGAUCUGGAUAAAACCGUCACCGCUACAAAUAUUCCCAGUGUCCUGAGGGAUGAAAAAUGGGCUACAGUACGGAGAAAACGAAAAGAAAAGAAAAAAGCUGUAGGUAGUACGCAGGUGGUUAGCAAGUCACUGGAGGGCUCCCACUGUGAGUCACAAAAUGCACUACCGAAAUCUGAUAAUAAGAGAGAAACCCACUCUUAUGUGACUGAGAAGAAUAAUCUAAUAUCAUCGAAUAUUAUUGUGAGCAAAUUGCUGGAGUCAAACGACCCUGAUCCCAAAAUUAGACACGCGCAUGAUUUAGAGAAGCUUGGAGAAUAUAUUCGUAGUAUCUUACUAGGUAACCAUGAAGGGGUUCAGGUAAAACAAAACUGGUUAGAAUAGGCAAGAGGACUGAGGACAGUGUUGAACCCCGACCAUGCAGACUCCUUAAGGUAAUCCUAGGAUCGGAGAAGCAACGGGAUAACGCUCGUUGUCACGACAAUUCCGACAUCCGAGUUACACCUGAUAUGUCUCACGAAGAUAGAAUAAAAAGGAAGAAAGCAUUAGCUGAACUAGAAACCCGUCGGCUAAACGGUAGGGAAAAUCUCCGGCUAAUGGGUUUUCGGAUACUCAGGUCUUGGAAGCGAAUGCUACCAAGGCCUAUGUGGAUAGGCCGUUCUAAUUAGAAGUUUUAUACGCCAACGCUCGUAGUCUAAAAAAUAAGUUCUAUGAACUAGAAGCAUUAGUGAACAGAUUAAAGCCACUCAUCGUAGCAGUGACAGAAACGUGGUUAGUCCACGACUUGGACAUUACUCCAGAAUUAUCCGGAUACGUCAGGAGCGAUAGACAUAGAUGUAGAAAAGGAGGUGGCGUCCUGUUAUAUGUAGCCAAUAAAAUAAAUAUCCUCUCAUCUGCUAGCGAAUCUCGUGAUAGCGGUACUUGUGAAGUAAUUGGCAGUAAAUUGGCUAUCGGAUGUAGUACAUUUAUGCUCGGUGUCAUCUAUUGCAGCCCGAUCUGCUUAGUUGAUGACUUUAUAUUAGAGCAUAUUCAUCUUUGGAGUGAAAAUACCAGAUACUUGACAAUAGGAGACUUUAAUGCGCCUGAUAUUAGUUGGACUGAGAUGACCACAGAAGGAUCUAUAAACUCCUUUGAUAGUAGGUUCCUAGUAAAAUUAAUGGAGCAUGCACUAGUGCAGCAUGUAUCCAAACCCACACGUUUUGGUGUUAACCAGCGUUCUUCUCUGCUGGACUUGGUAAUCACUCAUGAGACUGAGGAUAUUGUCGACUUAAAUAUUCUUCCAUCGUUAGUGAACAGCGAUCACGCUGUUUUGUCAUUCGCGUUUAGAACUAGGGACAUGUUAUACGAUCAGGUUACACCCCGCUCAAAUGUAUGGAAAGCUAACAUAUCAGCCAUUCAGGAAUGCGCUGCUAAGACAGAUUGGUUUGUAGAUACUAGCUUAUCAGUUGAAGAAGCAUGGUCUGUAUUUAAAGGUAGUUGGUCGCGCAAUUUCAUGGAUUGGUUUAUGUUAGACACUAUCACCAUUGGAUGCCGGCCAGCUCAGUGGUCCAGUAGGUUAAGCGUUCGCGCGCGAGACCGAAGACCCUGGGUUCGAAUCUCGCGAGCAGGAUCUUGGAUGCGCACUGCUGCCAAGGAGUCCCACGAUAGGACAAAACGGCCGUCCAGUGCUUCCAGGUUUCCAAAGGUGGUCUAACAUCAAUCGGUUCAUGAUCUCAAUCAAAAACUUAAUAAUCUUCACAAUUCCUUUGCUAAUAAAUUUAGACUAGUUACGUCCCCGUUCAUACCAUACCUGGUACCGCGAAUACCGAAUAACAGUCCAUCAUGGAUAACUAAAACGGUCAGGAAACUUCUUAGAAAAAGGAAGAAGCACUGGAAUAUGUUCCUCUCUACUGGCUUAGAACAAUACAGAUCCAGUUAUUGUAAGAUUAGGAAUGCCUGUAAAGCGUUAAUAAGCAAGACUAGAUUAUCAUACGAAAAACAAUUGGUUAGGGAUUCUAGAUAUAGUCCGAAACGAUUAUUCUCGUAUAUAAAAAGGCGAAAUGAGAGAAGCGAUGGAAUUCCAUCACUUUUGAUACGAGAAAAUCCGUUAAUCUUAGCAGAGAAUGAUGCCGAAAAAGCUGAAGCUUUAUCGGAAUAUCUUAGUAAAGUGUUUUCUAUCGGUAAUGAGGAACGACCAACGAUUCAUCGCGACCGUGACGGCUCGCUGAUGGAUCCUAUAGUCAUUGAGAAAGUACUGUCUAAAGGCUACUUCAGCAUCUCAAGCCUGAUAAGUCCAGUGGUCCUGAUGAUAUUCAUCCUAGGAUUAUGUUGGGGACGAUAGAUUCCCAAACUCAUAUUUUUAAAAUUUAUCUUAUCGAUCAUCUUAUUGAUUAAAUGUUAGAUAUUUUUAUUGGGGUCAAUUGAUGAACUAUCGAUUAAAUGCGCAAAUAAGUCAAUUGAUGAAGUAUCGAUUAAAUGCGCAAAUAGGUCAAUUAAUGAACUCGUUGAUUAAUGUUUAAAAAUUUUCUAUGACAAUAUCGAUUGUAAAUAAUUGUAUAAAUACGCUUGAUUUGUGUGUUUGAUUUGACUUGUUAUCUGCUGUUUGUCUGUAGAAUACACUUUCUACACCUU